AACUUAAAUUCAUUGUGAUAAAAAGGAUUGUUUGUGGUGUAAUUUAACUAAUUAAUUGAAUUAUAAAUAUUGGCCCAUCUAUCAAUAUUAAAAAAAUUGAAAAAUAUAAUAAAAAAAUUAAAAAUAAUAUGAAAUAAAGGACCAAUGGUAAGGAGGACAAAGGGGAAAUGAAAACCGGGCAAUUGAAGAGAGAAAAACCGAAGGCCAAUGUGCAUGGUAGUUAGCGUAGCCUCACUCACACGUCUGAUUCUGUUGAAGAAGAUAUGGAAAAUUCUUCACCGUACACUCCUCCUAAUUCUUCGCUGCAACAUGCUCUUCUUUCUUCUCUCCCUUCUCUUGUGGAUCUCUACCUUGGACUCAUUCUUUGCUUUCCAUUUUCUCUCUAUCUUUCUUUCAUUUCAUUCGUUCUUUCUUUCUUUCUUUCUUUCUUUCUUUCUUUCCACCAACUUUUCAAGAUUCUUGACACCCAAUAACAACAACAACUACUAUGGAGGAUAGAAUUGAAGAAGACGAGGACCGAGAAGCUUUGGCGGGGCUAAGUCAAGUCCCACCGCCUAAUCGCAGGAUGCAUUCCUACAGCCAACAGCUACGUAGCAACUCUGGCCAGAAGAAACACAACAAACUCAGAAAACAUAGCCUCGAUAACAUCCCACACCCUGUUUCUGAACGCUACUUGGACUCUUCCGAUGAUGACUACUUGCCGUAUUCAUCCCCUUCCCUCUCCUCCUCUACAUAUAAAACUGUUGGUGGGAGUGGUGGUGAUGAGAUGCUCCAGCAGAGGCUCGAUUUGAGCCUCACCGUUGAGGGUCCUCCCGAUGAUGUUCGGCAAACCCAAUUGCCGGAAUUCAUUGCAAGUGGAGGGACGGGAAUCUUCAAGGCUCCAAACCGUGCAGCGGUCCAUCCUGGACGUCCUACAUGUCUGGAGCUCAGACCUCACCCUCUUAGAGAAACCCAGGUGGGUAAAUUCUUGAGGAACAUUGCUUGUACGGAGACGCAGUUGUGGGCUGGUCAGGAGAGUGGAGUCAGGUUUUGGAGCUUUGAGAAUGCGUACGACCCUGGGUGUGGGCUAGGGGGAAGAGUGAGAAGGGGUGAUGAGGAUGCAGCGCCGUUUCAUGAGUCCGCAAACACGUCGCCCACCAUGUGUUUGAUAGCUGAUGGUGGGAAUAGGCUGGUUUGGAGUGGACACAAGGACGGAAAGAUCAGGUCUUGGAGAAUGGAUCAACCAUUGGAUGAUAAUGCCCCUUUCAAGGAAGGAUUAUCAUGGCAGGCUCAUAAAGGUCCCGUUCUUUCUAUAGUAAUGAGUACUUAUGGUGAUCUUUGGUCUGGUGGUGAAGGAGGUGUUAUUAAGAUCUGGCCAUGGGAAUCCAUUGAAAAGUCUCUUUCUCUUUCACCUGAGGAAAAGCACAUGGCUGCUUUAUUGGUGGAGAGGUCAAAUAUUGACCUUAGAAGUCAAGUCACUGUAAAUGGUGCCUGUAGUAUAUCUUCUUCGGACGUGAAGUGCUUGUUAUCGGAUAAAGUUAGAGCUAAAGUGUGGUGUGCUCAGUCUAUGUACUUCUCCCUAUGGGAUGCUCAUACAAAGGAGCUUCUGAAAGUAUUCAAUAUUGAUGGUCAAAUUGAAAACCGAGUUGACCUGUCAUCAGCACAGCCACCAGAUCAGCCAGUUGAAGAUGAGAUGAAGGUAAAAUUUGUUUCCACAUCAAAAAAGGAGAAAUCACAGGGCUUUUUGCAACGUUCACGAAAUGCCAUAAUGGGAGCUGCAGAUGCUGUACGUCGAGUUGCCACUAGGGGAGCAACGGCAUUUGUAGAAGAAACCAAGAGAACAGAAGCACUGGUGUUAACUUUAGAUGGAAUGAUAUGGAGUGGAUGUUCUAAUGGCCUCCUUGUGCAGUGGGAUGGAAAUGGAAAUCGUUUGCAAGAUUUUACUCACCAUUCUUCCACUGUUCAAUGUUUCUGCACUUUUGGAACAAGAAUAUAUGUGGGAUAUGCGAGCGGCAUUGUCCAAGUAUUGGAUCUUGAGGGAAAUCUUAUUGCAGUAUGGGUUGCUCAUAGUAAUCCUGUGAUAAAAAUGGCAGUAGGGAAUGGUUAUAUUUUUAGCUUGGCUACUCAUGGAGGUAUACGUGGAUGGAACCUCACAUCUCCAGGACCUCUAGACAAUAUAAUACGAUCAGAAUUAGCACAUCAAGAAGUGGUAUACACAAGACGAGACAGUUUCAGAAUUUUAGUUGGCACAUGGAAUGUUGGUCAAGGAAGAGCUUCUCACGAUGCACUUAUGUCAUGGUUGGGUUCUGCUGUGUCAGAUGUUGGCAUUGUUGUUGUUGGGUUGCAAGAGGUAGAGAUGGGUGCAGGUUUUCUUGCAAUGUCUGCUGCCAAAGAAACUGUAGGACUUGAAGGGAGCUCUAUUGGGCAGUGGUGGCAGGACACCAUAGGGAAGGCAUUAGAGGAGGGAACAACUUUUGAACGUAUGGGUUCUAGGCAGCUUGCAGGCUUACUUAUAUCUCUUUGGGUAAGGAAGAAUCUUAGAGCACAUGUUGGGGAUGUUGAUGCUGGAGCAGUUCCAUGUGGCUUUGGACGUGCUAUUGGUAAUAAGGGAGGUGUAGGUUUGAGGAUCAGAGUUCUUGACCGGAUAAUAUGCUUUGUGAACUGUCACUUGGCCGCACAUCUGGAAGCAGUCAAUCGUCGCAAUGCUGAUUUUGAUCAUAUUUAUAGAAAUAUGGCUUUCAGCCGGUCAUCAAACCUUACAUCAGCUGGUAUGGUGCGACUCCUGUUUUUGUGUUGCUCUCUUGCCUUCUCCACAUAUUUAUUCUGGCUAUUUUAUAUUUCUGGCUUGCCAUUGGUCCUAUCUAUUGCAGCUGGUGUCUCAACGGCCACUCAAGCGCAUAAGGGUACAAAUGCUGUGAAUGCCAACUCUGAAGACACGAAGCAUGAUUUAUCUGAGGCAGAUAUGGUUGUGUUUCUUGGUGAUUUUAAUUACCGGCUUUUUGGUAUAUCUUAUGAUGAAGCAAGGGAUUUUGUUUCACAAAGAAGCUUUGAUUGGCUUAGAGAAAAGGAUCAACUCAGAGCAGAAAUGAAAGCAGGAAAAGUUUUCCAAGGAAUGCGUGAGGCUCUCAUUAGAUUCCCUCCUACCUACAAGUUUGAAAGAAACCAACCAGGUUUAGGAGGAUAUGAUUCUGGGGAGAAAAAGCGCAUUCCUGCUUGGUGCGAUAGGAUAAUAUAUCGUGACAAUCGGGUAGCUUCAGUGUCUGAUUGCAGCUUAGAGUGUCCUAUAGUCGCAUCAGUUGUACAGUAUGAGGCUUGCAUGGAUGUCACAGAGAGUGAUCACAAACCUGUGCGUUGCAAAUUCAAUGUCCAAAUUGCCCAUGCUGACAGAUCAGUGAGGAGACAAGAGUUUGGGGAAAUUAUUAGAUCUAAUGAGAAAGUCAGGUCUUUGCUUGAAGAAUCACGUUAUGUUCCAGAAACUGCUGUAAGCACUGAUAACGUUGUCUUGCAGAACCAGGAUACAUGCAUUCUGCGUAUUACAAACAAGUGCAUCAAGGAAAAAGCUGUAUUCAACAUUAUUUGUGAAGGUCAAUCCACUGUCAAGGAUGAUGGAGAAGAGCCAGAUUACCGUCCAAGAGGUUCCUAUGGCUUUCCACGAUGGCUUGAGGUGACACCGGCUGCUGGUAUAAUUAAACCUGAUCAGUAUGUAGAGGUAUCAGUACAUCAUGAAGAGUUCCAUACCCUAGAAGAUUUUGUUGAUGGCAUCCCACAAAACUGGUGGUGUGAAGACACACGUGAUAAGGAAGUGAUUUUAGUUGUGAUUGUCCAAGGAGGUAGCUCAACAGAAAUGAAAAGUCACAGAAUCCAUGUCCGUCACUGCUUCUCAGCUAAGGCAGUUCGCCUUGAGUCAAAAUCAAACAAUGCUAGAAAAAACCAGGGAGGAGCAGUUAACCGAUCAGAACUCGGUCAAUUAAGCAGUUCUUCUGAUAAAGGCGAUGAUCAUCGAAAUUCGCGUAAAUCUUGAAGCUAAAAUUGAAGGCUGAUAGAUAUAGAUGCAUCUUGAUGUAAAUAUUCUUGAGGCAUGAUCUCCUUCUCACUCAUUUCUGGACAGGUCCAAUUUGUUUGUUCUCAUGUAUUUAUCUUUGUAGUUUCAGUGAAUUUAUGAUUCUUGAUGAGCAGUUUUUGGAAAGACUGCAAUAGAUAUGCCUGAGCUUCA
Hevea brasiliensis (rubber tree) is the source of this 4192-nucleotide messenger RNA. Its product is annotated as type I inositol polyphosphate 5-phosphatase 12. The transcript has 10 exons. NCBI's taxonomy places the organism in Eukaryota, Viridiplantae, Streptophyta, Magnoliopsida, Malpighiales, Euphorbiaceae. Gene Ontology annotation, biological process: phosphatidylinositol dephosphorylation. The record is from RefSeq and is a predicted model, not a curated record. Gene Ontology annotation, molecular function: phosphatase activity; protein binding. Bases 488 to 4000 code for a protein of 1170 amino acids.